ACUUUAUUCUUUUGGAAGAUGAAAAAUUUGACUUCGAUCUUUCCUUGUCUUCUUCAAGCGCAAAUGAAGAUGACGAAGUAUUUUUUGGGCCUGUUGGACAUAAGGAAAGAUGCAUUGCUGCCUGUUUGGACUUAAACCGCCAGGCUCCUGAGCAGCCUCUUGUCCCAGGCUCUGGCAGCCCUUGCACCUGGAGCCCUCUCACGGGGGAGAAGUUUGUAGAGGUGUACAAAGAAGCCCACUUACUGGCCUUACAGAUAGAAAGUCACAGCCGAAGAGAGGUGGCCCAGGCUUCCAAGCCCAAACAUCCUGUCAACCAGGGCAAGGAAACUUUUGUGCAGGACUCACAGUUAAAAAUAAGCCUCUUUGAGAAAGAACAGGAGAGAGACAAAAGUCCCGUGUCACUUAAAAGAGAGACAUUCUGCCUGCCGUCCUCGAGAGCGCAACCUCUCUUGGGGGAGCCCCAGCUCCUGGCUUCUCCAGGCCUGCUCAGCUCCCCUGCCCCAGCAGGUCCUGUUCAGACCCAGAGCAACCAGGGUCUGCCCUGUUCCUCUCAGCCAUUGCCAAGAGAAUCAAGUACCUCCCAGCCUCCAAGUCAGCCUGGACCUCAGAGGAGGAUCACCAGCAAGCUACAGCCACCUCGAGCUUUACCUGUGAGAGGAAGAACUUUUCACCUGGCUACAGAGAAGCCCAAAAAGGAGGUGCCAGCCAGCCUUCAGAGGGCGAAACUCCUGAAUGAGAAGGGAUCGCAGAGUGAUGUGCCCCUGGACAAGCCCAGCACGGCUCCUGAAGCUGCCAGUAGAGAAGGCCGCCCAGGCAAGCGGUCACUCCCCAUUCCUGGCAAGUUGGGGCCGAAGAAGACUCUGUUAAAGCCACCUGGCUACACUGGCAAUCUCACAAGGAAGUCGUCUACCUCAGGGUCUGCUUCAGGCCUCGGGUCUGGUGUAUGUGGGUCUUCAGUAGCAGGCAAAGCAAAGUCCAGUGAACUUUCAAGUAUUCCUGCUAGCAGCUCCCAGCGUCGGUCAGGCACCAGCAAGUUGGGCAGAAUAGGACCCGCCACGUCACACCAGGCUUUGCCAGCAGCCCCUGCCAGAGCAUUUUGCAGACAAGCCAAAAGGGCUGACACUGCCCAGACGGUGGCUGAGCAGCCCAAGGUCCCCACCCCGAGUCCUCUUACCCAACAACCCCAGACUCCAGAGCAAAGAGGACCAAGGCUGGACUCCGACACUGAGACAUCUCAGUUGAAUAAAACUGUCAGCAUUAAACGACCGGACUCCUAUCUGAGCUGCAAGACAGAGGCCGUGUCUACCACAGCAAACCCAUUUAAAGUGCCCCAGUGUUCUGUUGGCGAGUCACCUGAUGGAGUUACCCCGAAGUUCUCACGGACACAUCGGCUGCAGUCCAGGACACCAGCUAGCAGGGUGGUCAGCAGCACUCCUGUGAGACGCUUAUCAGGGCUCACUCCACAAGGCCUGCCCAGCAGUGUGAGGACCCCUCUGAGCACAAGACGGAUGUCAGCAUUGCCCACACCUGCCAGUCGGCGUCUCUCCGGCCUUCCAUUAAUGGCACCUCAGUCCAUGCCCAGGGCUCUGGUGUCCCCACUGUGUGUGCCUGCCCGGCGACUCUCUUCUGAGCCCAGGAGAAGAUCUACAGUCAGAGUGGAGCUGACGCAGGAGAGCCCCAGCAAUGGCAGUGGUGGACAGGGCCAGGGCCUGUCCUCAGAUGAGAGCUCUUCCCCUCCAUCCACCGUGCCUCAAGCACUUACCUUUUCUCCAGAGAAGAUUGACUUUCCUCCUUCCCAAGCCUCCUCCACAGGAGCAGCUCAGGGUGAAGCAGAGCUUCGUGAAGACAUGCACCCCAGUGAGGGUCUUCUAGACAUCAAGCUGGACCAGCUCACCAUCACUCCUGAAGCAGGAGGCAGAGACCUGGCUGACUGCCCUCUCAUUGACUUCAGCAACACCCCUGAGUCAAACAUGGCUUUGGGACCUAGCAGCCGGCCCCUGAUUGACCUCAUAAUGAACACUCCAGACAUGGGUAGAAAUGAUGUGGGGAAGCCUCCAAAGGCUGAGCUCGGCCAGCUGAUCGACCUGGGCUCCCCCCUGAUCCAUCUGAGCCCUGAGGCUGACAAAGAAAAUGUGGAGUCACCACUUCUCAAGUUCUGAGCAGGACACGGCCCUUUGCUGUUUAUUCUGUUUCCUUCUGUUAUGGCCUUAGACCUGUAGAAGCAGAUAUUAGAAGGAAUUGUAUUUGAUAGGGGGAAGCCCAUUAUACUGCUUAUGUCUGAGUGGUGGGGUCCCCACUCUGGACCUCUGUGGCUGUCCUGAUCCCUGCCUUUCACCAGGCUAAAACACAGCUCGCUAAAAAAUUUGUUUUGAUUCUUUUGUAUGUAAAAUAGCAGAUGACUGUAAACUUAAAUUUGUUUGAAAUUUAAAUAUUCUAGAUUUAAAUUAAAUUAUAAAGUGUGUUAAA
Messenger RNA from Grammomys surdaster, 2466 nucleotides. It is a transcript of the gene Gtse1, whose product is annotated as G2 and S-phase expressed 1. The annotation marks the transcript as partial. NCBI's taxonomy places the organism in Eukaryota, Metazoa, Chordata, Mammalia, Rodentia, Muridae. The record is from RefSeq and is a predicted model, not a curated record. Gene Ontology annotation, cellular component: cytoplasmic microtubule; microtubule cytoskeleton. Gene Ontology annotation, molecular function: microtubule binding. The transcript is spliced from 10 exons.